Messenger RNA from Triplophysa rosa, 4796 nucleotides. Its product is annotated as NACHT, LRR and PYD domains-containing protein 12. Lineage: Eukaryota; Metazoa; Chordata; Actinopteri; Cypriniformes; Nemacheilidae. Gene Ontology annotation, molecular function: protein binding. Bases 189 to 3512 code for a protein of 1107 amino acids. The record is from RefSeq and is a predicted model, not a curated record. The transcript is spliced from 13 exons.
CGCUCAAGCAACCGUGAAAACGUGCCUUUAUUACUAUCAUUACGGUAAUAUUUCACCACUGAAACAGAAAGUAAAUGGACAGGCGGAUGAGAUUUGUUUUAACACCAAGCUUCGAAGUUUGUGACAACGGUGUAUAGUAAAAAAGUGCUGAAAAACAUAACAUUGCAAUUUAAUGAUCCAGUGACCACAUGGAUGAAGCGGAAGCUAUAAAAGAUGGAGAUUUAUUUGCAAGAAGCAGGUCAAUGUCUCCAGUGGCCAGCUGCUUGUCCAUGAAAACCAACAGCUCUAUUGAUCAUCUUACAUACCUAGAUGAAAGAAUGACAACUGGAAACAGUAAGCAAGUAAGGUCUGUGUCACUCAUACACAGCACUGUGUCCAUGAAGAGUAAUGCUUCGAUUGAACGGCCUCCAAACAUCUAUGGUGAAAUGCCACCUGGAGGAAAAUCAGACUUUGUAAAUAUCGCGGGGUCCUUCGGGAGUAGCCGGUCACCUAGCACAGAGAAAUGGGGAAACAUGGUAUCACAUCCAAGCACUUGUGAAUCUGAACCUGCUGUUCUUGAGAAAUUCAAAUCAAACAUGAAAGUCAAGUUCCAAUGUCUGCAUGAGGGAACAGCCCAUCAGGGAAACCCAACACUCCUCAAUGACAUCUACACAAAGGUUUACAUCACAGAGGAUAGAGGCGGAGAGAUCAAUAACGAACAUGAGAUCAGACAGAUUGAAGCAGCAUCCAGGAGACCAUCAACAGAGGACAGACCCAUCAACUGCAAUGACAUCUUUAAACCUUCCUCCGAACAAGACAAACCCAUCAGAACUGUGAUGACGAAGGGAGUCGCUGGCAUUGGAAAAACAGUCUCUGUGCAGAAGUUCAUUCUGGAUUGGGCUGAAGCGAAAGAGAAUCAGGACGUCCGCCUCAUAUUUCCACUUCCUUUCAGAGAGCUCAAUCUGAUGAAGAACAAAACACUCAGUCUUUUACAUCUCCUUCAUCUUUUCUUCCCAGAGACCGAAGAAUUGGACAUAAGCGGUGAUAAAUAUAAAGUGUUGUUCAUCUUUGAUGGUUUGGAUGAGUGUCGUGUGUCUCUGGAUUUUCACAGCAGCGUGAGGUUGCGUGAUGUCAAUGAAUCGGCCUCAGUGGGCGUGAUGCUGACAAACCUCAUCGCGGGGAAUCUGCUUCCCUCGGCUCUCAUCUGGAUCACCUCCAGACCGGCAGCAGCUGAUCUCAUCCCCUCUGACUGUGUCCAUCGAGUCACAGAGGUACGAGGCUUCACUGACCCACAGAAGGAGGUAUACUUCAGAAAGAGAAUAAGUGAUCCCAUCCUAUCCAACAAAAUCAUCUCGCAUCUAAAGUCAUCGAGGAGUCUGUACAUCAUGUGUCACAUCCCAGUGUUCUGCUGGAUUUCUGCCACUGUUCUAGAGAGAAUGUUGAGCGAAGCUGAGAGUGAUGAAGAGAUCCCCACGACUCUAACUCAAAUGUACACACACUUCCUGAUCAUUCAGACGAAUAUCAAACAUCAGAAGGACUAUGAGAAGAAAGGGAAAGAUGAGGAGAUGAUUCUCAAACUUGGAAAACUGGCGUUUGAGCAGCUUGAGAAAGGGAAUUUGAUCUUCUAUCAAGAAGAUCUGAUGGAGUGUGGCAUUGAUGUUGCAGAAGCAUCUGUGUACUCGGGAUUGUGCACUCAGAUCUUCAGAGAAGAGUUUGGCCUGUACUUGAGGAACAUGUACUGCUUUGUUCAUCUGACCAUGCAGGAACAUCUUGCAGCGCUAUACGUGUACCUCUCCUUUAUCAACAAAAAUACAAAUGUUUUUGAUCGAAACACCACAGCAUGCUCAGAUCUGUCUGACAUGCUUACGAUCGCUGUUGAUAAAACCCUAGACAGUGAAAAUGGACAUCUGGAUCUUUUCCUCCGGUUUCUUCUGGGCCUUUCUUUGACGUCCAAUCAGGCUCUCUUAGGCCUGCUGACACAGACCGAAAUCAGCUUCCAGUGCACAGAGAAAACAGCUGAAUACAUCAAACGCAAGAUCAUGGAGAAUCCGUCUCCUGAGAGGUCCAUCAACCUGUUCCACUGCCUGAAUGAACUCGGUGACCAUUCUCUGGUCAAGGAAGUUCAACAUUUUCUUACUUCUGGGGCAAUAAGAGGAACUCAACUUUCAGCCUCACAGUGGUCGGCUGUGGCCUUUGUGCUGCUGACCUCAGAACAGAUGGAUGUGUUUCACAUGAGCAAGUAUGCCAGAAUGUGCAGUGAUAUCGAUGAAGUUCUUGUGAGGCUGCUGCCUGUGAUCGAGGCAUCUAGAACGGCUCAUCUUCAUUACUGCAUACUGUCAGCCAAAUGUUGUUCAGCUCUGGCCUCCGCUCUCAGCUCAAAGAUCUCAUGCCUGAGAGAGCUGAACUUAAAUGGAAAUGGACUUCACGAUGAAGGAGCGACAGAUGUUUUUUGUGGUCUGGGGAGUCUUCAUUGUAGAUUGGAGAUACUACGGCUUGCAAACUGUAAACUGACAGAGAGAAGCUGCGGUGCUCUGGCCUCCGCACUUAAAUCAACAUCCUCCAGUCUGAAAGAGCUCAACCUGAGCUGGAAUAACCUGCAGGAUGAUGGAGUGAAUCUGCUCGCGGCUGGACUGGAGAAUUCACACUGCAAACUGGAGAUACUGAAGUUACAGAAGUGUGGUUUCACUGAAUCAGGUUGUGCUGCUCUGAACUCGGCUUUAAAUUCUAAUCCUUCCCAUAUGAGAGAACUACAUUUGAAUAGAAAUGAUCUUGGAGACAGAGGCAUGACGCUGCUCUCUGGUGCACUGGAGAACCCACGCUGUAAACUAGCGACACUAUGUAUGAUAAGAUGUGGCAUCACAGCCGAAGGUUGUGGCGCUCUGGCGUCAGCUCUGAGAUCAAACCCAUCACACCUGACACGGCUGAAUCUGUCUGAGAACCAUCUUGCAGAUGCAGGAUUGACAAGCAUCUCUGCUUGGUGGAUGAGUCCUGACUGUAAACUAGAAGCGUUGAGACUGAUGUACUGUGGCAUCACACGUGAAGGUUGCGCCGCUCUGAGAGUCAACCCCUCACACCUGAGACAUCUGAAUCUGUCUGGAAAUAAUCUAGGAGAUUCAGGCGUAAAACUGCUCUUUGCUGGACUGGUGAAUCUUCACUGUAAACUUGAGAUACUAAAGCUGAUGUAUUGUGGAGUCACUGACGAAGGUUGUGCCGCUCUGGCUUCCGUUAUGAAAUCAAACACAACAGAUCUAAAGGAACUCUAUCUGGAUAAGAAUGAACUAGGAGACUCUGGAGUAAAACUGCUCUCUGCUGCGUUGGAGAAUUCACACUGUAAACUGGAGUUACUGAAGCUGUGGGAUUGUGGUAUUACAGAUGAAGGUUGUGUUGCUCUGGCUUCAGCUCUAACGUCAAACCCCUCGCACCUAAGAAACCUCUAUGUGUUUGGGAAUAAUCUCGGACUGUCGGGAGUGAAGCUGCUAUCUGCACUAAUAGAUGAUCCACAUAAUACACUGGAGACUUUUGAUUUGUACUAGAUACUAGAUGCUACUCAUUGAAGAUCAUCGCUGAAGAGAUGCUGUGACUGAGGCAACAGUGGAGACAUCUGCAUAAUAUAGGAAUUAUACACCCUUUUAUUAUAACACACAUUUUUUACCUGUUACUUCGCUGUAUACCAUUACAAAUCAAUAUUCGUGUGUGCUACACUGCAAAAAAUGACUUUCUUACCAAGUAUUUUUUUCUUAUUUUCCAGUGAAAAUGUCUAAACAUUCUUGAAUCAAGAUGCAUUUUCUUGAUGAGCAAACUGACCUAAGAAAAUAAGGCUUUUUUUCUAGUUAAAAAAUAUGAAAUGGGGUAAGAAAAACAAGCUUGAAUUGAGUGACUAAGAAAAAGGUAAACCUUAAUUCAAGAUGAUUUUUCUUACCCCAUUGGCAGAUGUUUUUGCUUGUUUUAAACUGAAAUUAAGCUGUAAAUUUUCACUUUAAUUUCAUAUUUUUUUUUACUAAAAACAAGACUUAUUUUCUUAGGUCAGUUUGCUCAUCAAGAAAAUGCUUCUUGAUUCAAGAAUUUGUAGACAUUUUUUUACCGGAAAACAAGAAAAAGAGACCGAAAGUAAGAAAGUCAUUUUUUGCAGUGUAUACGUAACCAUACAGCAUUAUCUGGAAAUUGUAUAUUCAUUUAAGGAGUGUAUUUGUGUGUUUUAUACAUUAACCCUGUGAACAGUAUGGCAUUUCACAUCUCAUGGAUUUAAGUUUACAUAGAAAAGUCACAGGUGUGCUGUUAAGACUUGAGUCUACAGCUCAUUUCAAGUUUAUUGUUACAUUUCAGGUCAGACUAGUUAUUCAAAAUGAAAAUCGUUUACCUCAGUUUGUAUUAUUUAUGUUAUGUCUGUUCUGCUUUACUUUGCUGAAUUUAACAAGCAUUAGGAACUACUAUGAUACAACAAGUAUACAUAUACAAGUUGGUCAACAACUACUGAUUUACUGAUGUUAUUGAACGUUACGUAUUUUCUGUUGGAUCUCUGUAAACUUCUCUUUGGUGUGUUUUCAGCUGGGAUGUAUUACAACAAGGAUUUGGUAUCCUGUGAUCGUAGUGUACUGUAGCACAGACCAUGUAUUUUCACAAACAUUGUUAAUUUCUACCACAUUUAAAAUAUGUAUAUAUUUAAACUAUUUUUCUGUACACUCUCUUGUUGCACAAUUUCAAGUAUUCUAGUAAAGAUAAAGUGUGAUUUUUGUGCCACCGCUGAAAUUUAAUGGAACUGCAAAAAUAAUUACAAUGAUUUUAAUAUAUGUGAUUUGGUAAAUAAAGUAUGGCAAAAA